GAAACGGUAACGACAAUGGUUCCUCCAAGAUCCAAACAAAUGCAAUUCCUCAAGUUGAGCUAUGUAUGCUGGCGCAACUCGAGACAGUCGAUUCGCUACGCCUGAAGGCACUCUGAUUUCGAUAAUGCUGGUUUUCUCGGUAUAUAAAGCAACCCCUUUCUCUCUUUUCUGGGGUUAUCCGACCCUAUCGCCCAUCCAAGUCGACCAACUGCUUUUCAUUCUUUGUCCCCCUAUCUUUUUCUGGUUUAGUCUAUCCUUGAAAUCCCAGACCAGUUUUUGUCUUGAGCCAUCAUGAAGGCCCAGACAGCCACGAUCAUUUUAUCUUUUUGUAGCUCUAUUCUCGCUGUUCCCAUUCACAACCCGAAUGUAAAACGCGCUCCUUCUCCGAGUGGUCAACCCCAAUGGCCUUCCGAUCCUUUUGGAAGUGGGUUCCCCUUUACUUCCGGCUGGCCUUUCCGUGGGCCAUUGGAUGGGCAAAGCCAGGUUAGCAGCAGUUUGGCUAUCCCCUCUAACACGCCCUCUGGCAUUCCUUCUGGGGCUCUCCAUGGAAUCAACCGACCCACGGCAACCGCCCCGUCCUCUUCCGACUAUCAGCAGUCGCCUGAGCCUCCUUACAACGGGGCUCCUUCCAGGCCUACUGGAACCUCAGUGAGCAUACCGGGUAGCUAUGCUGCUGGCGCCGGACAAUCGCAAGAUCAACCUCAAGGACAAGCCCAAGGCGAGUACUACCAAGGCUACCCCGUAAAUGGCCAGUAUCCUGGGAGCUCGCCCAGUGGCGCUUCUUCUAGCGGCCAGUCCUCCCAGGGUUACCCAUCAAAUGGCCAGUAUCCAGGUGGUUCGUCUACCAGUGGUACUCCUACUAGCGGCCAACACUCCGGAGGCUCCUCGCCAAGCAGCCAACCUCCGACGAGUGUUUACUCUUCAGGUGCUUACGAAGACGGUUAUUAUAUUGGGUACACGACUACUAGUCAUACAUCUGCUUACGAGCCUACUGGGACCUCUACCAGUCAGUACCCAGGCAGUCAGCAUACCGGAACUCCUGGGGGUCAACAAUCUGAGGGGUACCCAGGUGGUCAGUCUACUGGGGCUCCCACCAGCCAGCACACGGGAGCCCCUUCUGGAGGUCAACAAUCUCAGGGAUAUCCCCCAAGCAGCCAGACUGGUCGGCCUACUGGAGCUUCUUCCGGCCAGUAUCCAAGCAGCCAGCACACCGGAGCGCCUUCGGGUCAGCAAUCUGAAGGUUACCCUCCAAGUGGUCAGUACUCAGGUGGUCAUUCAACUGGAGCUCCUACUAGCCAGCAUACCGGCGCUCCUGGGGGGCAGCAAUCUGGAGGUUACCCCCCAAGCGGUCAGUACUCAGGUGGUCAGUCUACUGGAGCUCCUACCAGCCAGCACACCGGCGCCCCUUCAGGAGCUCAGCAAGCUGGAGGCUACCCUCUGAAUGGUCAGUAUCCGACUGGCCAGUCCACUGGAGCUCCUUCUGGCGGCCAGCAUUCCCAGGGCUCUACCCCAGGCAGUCAGUACCCGAGUGGUCAAUCUAGUGGAGCUCCUUCUGGAACCGGGCACAGCACUGGUGGUCAGUCUAUUGAACCUUCAUCAGGUACGGGAUACGCUGGUGGACAAUCAUCUGGACAUUCGGGCAACGGUUAUCCUGGUUCUUCAAGUGACGGAUACCCGAACACUGGGCACUCAUCGGGCACCUACCCUGGUUCCGGGCAAUCAUCUGGACCUUCAAGCGGGGCCAGUUAUCCUUCCUCCGGACACUCUACCGGUACCUAUCCUGGUGGAUCUUCUCAGGGUCCCUCUACUGGGUCCAACUACCCUGCCGGUCAGUCCCAUGGUGAAUACCCUACUUCUGGACAAUCAUCUGGACCUUCAGGCAAUGGAUACCCCAAUGGGCAGUCGUCUAGACCUUCAAGCAACGGAUACCCCAGCAAUGGGCACUCCACAGGCACCCACCCUGGCUCUGAAUUUUUCGAGGGCCCAUCGGGAGCUAGCUAUCCUUCUUCCGGGCACUCGACGGGCACUUAUCCGGGUGCUGGUUCUUCUCGAGGCCCUUCGGGUGGAUCGAGUUACCCUAGUUCUGAGCACUCCACUGGUUCUUACCCUAGUUCGGGACAUUCCGAAGGGCAUUCAACUGGGCCUAGCUAUCCUUCAUCUGAUCACACCACGGGCACUCAUGCUGGCUCUGGAAAACCUUCUAGACCAUCGGGCAACGAACACCAAUCCCAAGGUGGAUCUCAUGGAGCUUCGGAGGGUCAGCAUGGGUAUUAAGGGUUUUGUGAGGGGAAUAUGAGAAACAAUAUCUACAGGGCACCAGCAAGUUGACUUGAAUUUCAG
Molecule: messenger RNA, 2340 nt
Organism: Aspergillus sclerotioniger CBS 115572
Lineage: Eukaryota; Fungi; Ascomycota; Eurotiomycetes; Eurotiales; Aspergillaceae
Exons: 1
Coding region: 292-2274 (660 amino acids)
Source: RefSeq, a predicted model, not a curated record